CCAUAGGAAAGCAUUAUGAAUGCUUUCCAAUGUGACCGGCUGAAUGCGCGCGCAUUCAGCCGACGGGGAGAGGAGGAUCGGAGGAGGAGAGCUCUCCGCCCAGCGCUGGAAAAAGGUAAGUUUUAACCCCUUUCCCCCUUCCAGAGCCGGGCGGGAGGGGGACCUUGAGGGUGGGGGCACCCUCAGGGCACUAUAGUGCCAGGAAAAAGAGUAUGUUUUCCUGGCACUAUAGUGGUCCUUUAAUGCAGAACGUGUUUGUUUAUGAUUCUUUUUAACCUCAUUGCAUCCUUUCAAAGGAGUUUCUGCUGAUUUGUAAAUGACUAUUCAAAUAAAAUUUCCUCCUAUUUUUGAGUUGCUAUAUUACACUGGGUAGUGAAUAGCAGUUAGGCUUAAAGAGCAAAUCGUGCCUGGUAAAUAUCCGUAACCGCUUCCAAUGCAAGCGCUCUGUACAGGGACAUUCAGGAGACAAAGUUCAUUUAACCCUUUCCAGAUGGAAAAGCAAUGUGUCUGCACAUCAGAAGGAAAAACAAAGUAAAAACAAACAAAAUAACCACAAAAAUACUGCUUAGCCUAACUUCCCCUUCCACUGUCGUAUUUUUUUUUUUUUUUUUUUUAAUCUCGAUCUCCAAGUUUCACUUUGUUACAGAAAGCUAUUUUUUUCAUGAUUGUGCAACCAUUGUUUUUUUUUUUCCCAGAGAAAAAAAAAGUAAAGUCAAACAGUAUCCUGAUCCCCUGCUGUUCAAGCUCUCUGACAGCCUCGCCAGAGGGAGAGUAAAUCUGGUUCCACCAAUAAUUCUGAGGGGUCUUCCCUGAAUUAAUAUUGUGCAUCAAAGACUGAGCUGAAGACUGAGAUUCGAUGACGUCUGGGCUCCUGUUAACUCUCCUCUCUGCUCUUUGUUGGGCAGAACGAUCUUUAGGCUCUAGAGACAACAGCGAUGGUAAGGGGGUUAAAUAUUAGGCAAGGACAGAAAGUAUUUAGGAUAUUUCCGUUACUGUAGUGUUGAUAACUGGCUGGAAAAUCCAUUGCGAGGUUUGUCAUGUCUGCGGGAACAAAUAUUGGUGCCAUGCCAGGAUCUGAAUAUGUGUUGGUAAUUUAUAGAGAUUCAGAUUAUAACGGAAGAAGUGGUGUGGAAGGUUUUAAUGUGUCUAGUUCAGGAUUAAUUCCUGGGUAUUAUUGCAUCGGCCUGCAAAUUAUCCUAUAUCACUUUAACAUUUCAUUGCUACUCCCUGCCACAUUCCAAAACAGUCCACACGAGACCUCCAGCACCCCCAGUCCCCCAUCAGAAAUGUAAAGUAGACAAACAUAAAUCUGCCAACUCAGUCUGUUCAAGGCAGGAGAUUUAAUCCACCAAUGUGUGAACCUGGUAAUGUUUCAGUAAUCAAGGGAUCUUUUUCAAGUUUAUAGGAUGUGCUGGUAUUAAUCUUUGUUUGCACCCACAGGAAUGUGACCUACGCCAUCACAUUUGACAUUAGUACCGUUAUUUAAUAUUUGCACCAAUGUAUAAACCAGGGUCAACGCUACAGGGCUAGUGGAUUAUAUGUGGGAAGGUAGAGGUUGUGUAGAAAACAUUACCACCAUCUUAGUGACUUAUGACUCUAUCUAUUUUUGGACAUUUUGGGUCAUUAUGUAGGAACCUCAAGCUGUUGUUCAAUCUUAGUAAAUUGGGUUUUUUGACAUGUGUAUUCCAACUCAAGAAGGAAAGACAUGGAUGGCAAUAAAGUUCCUUUCAUUAUUUUUAUUUUAUUAUUUAUAUUGCGCCAUCAGAUCCCGUAGCGCUGUAUUAUAAAAUUUACUGCUACUACAAUAAUUUUAUGACCAGAUUAGUUGGGCGUUUUGAAUCAAAUAGGACUGUUCUUGACCCCACUCUUUGUAAUGCCCCACAUAGAGUUAGGCUAUUCUGCACAUCCAUGCAGAUCUCUUUGCCAUUCCUAGGUCAAUGAAAUCACAGCCAAGCUGAUGAGUAGAGGUGACAUACUAUAAAUUUUGUUGAUGCCCCACAAGGAACACAAUUUGCUAAAUAAGUAUAUAUUUUUGGCUAUGUUUCUUUUACUUGAUCAUGCAUAUUUCUUUAAUUCCCCUUAUAGUUUUGAUGUUGUCCAGAUAUCUUAUAUCAGAGGUACCCCCUGUUAUAUCCCGUCAUGCUCUCUAUCAUCUUUAAAAAGUGCUACUCAAGCUCAUGAAGACAGCAUAGAAACCUAGAUUUAUGGCUUAAGGAGCUGCAGAAUGUAUCAAUUCUGGGCUUCAACUAUCCGUUAUAAUCUGGGAACAACACCAAAAUCAGAGAUCCUACACCUAUACCUGAGCUCUUCACUAAGUCAGUCCUUCUCUUAGAUCACUCUUGACGUGGCAGGUGGGCAUACCCUCUCAUGGCCAUUGUAGCAUGUAGGUAUGUAUAUAAAAAAUACCCCUUUCUGUCUCAUUAGAGAUAUUUUUGCCAGAAGCUCAAGGAAGCAAGGUGAAUGGUUAGAGUUAGGACCCACCUAGGAGGUCUGCCUUGACGUGGCAGGUGGGCAUACCCUCUUAUGGCCAUUGGAGGUACCUAAAAACCUCCAUUUGUUUAAAAAUACAUAGGGAUGUGGAAAGAGCGCAGGUAACUUUUUUCUUUGGUUUUUACUAUAUGUAUUUUGGCUGAUGUGUACUAUGGUCAUUGUUGCCGCCCAGGAGUAAUGGGAGUUUGAGCGCAGGACUAGUUUCUUUGUAUUUGUAUUCACUUUUGUAUCACACAGCUAGGUUGCAAUGCUGCUGUCCAUCCCAUGUGCUCCCUAUUAAGGUUAAUAAGCAGAAUGUAAGCUCGAUUGAGCUGGGUCCUCUUCAACCUAUCGUUCCUGUACGUUUUUUGUAAUUGUCCUAUUUAUAGUUAAAUCCCCCUCUCAUAAUAUUGUAAAGCGCUACGGAAUAUGUUGGCGCUAUAUAAAUGGCAAUAAUAAUAAUAAUGUAGGGAUGUAUAUAAAAAAUACCCCUUUCUGUCUCAUUAGAGAUAUUUUUGCCAGAAGCUCAAGGAAGCAAGGCGAAUGGUUAGAGUUAGGACCCACCUUAGAGGUCUGCCUUGAUGUGGCAGAUGGGCAUACCCUCUCAUGUCCAUUGGAUAUAUGAACUGGCUGCCUGGUAGAUGUGGUAUUGUUAAUUUCAAAAGGGGUUAAUUUGAUUGUAUGAGAGGUCAGAGCAUACAACCUUAAUUCUUCUUUGAAGCUGGGACCCCAGCAGAGCUAGUUUGUAAGGUGUGAGAAGUCACACAUAAGUGGCCUGGAAGUCUGGUUUCAGUAUAAACUAACUCUUUCAUUUGCCAUAUGCAGGGCCAGAUUUCAUUGCCCUAAAAAAAUGUAUGCCAGCCCUAUAAGUUAUUGUGCCACGGUAGUAUUUGCGUGUGAGUAUGCAUAUAUGUGUGUGUGUGUGUGUAUAUACACACACACAUAUAUACAUAUAUAUAUAUAUAUGUGUAUAUAUAUAUACACAACACAAACACUACUGUGGCACAAUGACUUAUAGGACUGGCAUACAUAUUUGAUAAAUAUAUAAUAUAUGUUUAUGAAUUAGAAUUACUCAAUCUGGGGUAGCAAGAUGGGGCCAUAUUUGAAAUGUUAUAACAGGAUAUUUAAUACUAUCACUAAAAGAUAUAUAAAUAUAUAUACUUUUAUUAUUGGUAUGUUCCUUUUUUAAUUAUAAAUAUUAGUCCUUUCAGGGUAAAAAAAAUAAAUUAUACAGUAAGCAUACUCACAUGCAGGCACAGACAAUCUCACUGACACAAGCACACAAGUUCACAGGCUCACAGACAGGCAAUCUCAUUGACACAGACAAGCUUACAGGUACACACAAACGUAGUACAGACAAACUCACUGAUAUACAUAAAGAUUCUUACUACAGACAAGCUCACUGGCACACACGAGCUUACUACAGACAAGCUCACAGACACACACACACCCAAGCUCACUACAGACAAGCUCACUGACAUACAUACAUGCUUAUUACAGACAUGCUCACCGACACACACAUACAUGCUUACUACAGACAUGCUCACUGACAUACAUAUACAUGCUUACUACAGACAUGCUCACUGACACACACAUACAUGCUUACUACAGACAUGCUCAGUGACACAUACAUGCUUACUACAGACAUGCUCACUGACACACAUACAUGCUCAGUGACACACACAUACAUGCUUAAUACAGACAUGCUCACUGACACACACACACACAUACAUGCUUAGUACAGACAUGCUCACUGACACACACAUACAUGCUUACUACAGACAUGCUCACUGACACACACAUACAUGCUUAUUGCAGACAUGCUCACUGACACACAUACACAGACAUGCUCACUGACACACAUACACAUAGGCGUGCGCAGUCUAUAGCAUUAGGGUGUGCACCCUAAAGCACAAACACACGCCGCAUGUGUGUGUGUGUGUGUGUGUAUAUAUAUAUAUAUAUGUAUAUAUAUAUAUAUAUAUACACACACACACACAUACACUGCUGUGUGUGCUGUUAGUGUGCCGUGUGAGGGUGCUGUGUGCUGUUAGUGUGAUGUGAGGGUGUUUGUGUGUGUGUGUUUGUGACUGUGCUGUUUGUGUGAGAGGGUGUUUGUGUGUGUGUGUGUUUGUCCUAUGAGGGUGCUGUUUGUGUGAGUGUGUAUUUGUGAGGGUGCUGUUUGUGUGAGUGUGUAUUUGUGAGGGUGCUGUUUGUGUGUGUGUGUGUUUGUGAGGGUGCUGUUUGUGUGUGUGUGUGUUUGUGAGGGUGCUGUUAGUGUGCUGUGUGUGAGGGUGUUGUGUUUUUUUAAAGGUGCUGAGUGUGUUUGUGAGGGUGCGGUUAGUGUACUGUGUGUGUGUGAGCUGUAUGUGUGUAGGUGCUGUAUGUGUGUGUGUGCUGUAUGUUUGGAGGGAUUGUGGAGGUGGGGGCAGAUUAGUAAAUCCUUGCUGCCAUGUGCCAUUCCUGGUGGUCCAGUGGAGAGUGAACUCUAGCCUGCGGGGCUAGAGUUAACUCUUGCGAGAUCUGAGCGUUGCCGCAGCAACGCUCAGAUAUCGCGAGAGGAACCUGGCGGAGCUUCUGUCUAGAACUCCCUGGGUCCUCUCCUGCCUCCCUCCAUGCUGCUGUGGGCCGGUGAGGUAGAUCUUUGGUCUCCCCGCCGGCCCAUGGAGGCUUAGAGCAGAGCCGGCACUCAGAUAGCGCCAGCUCUGCGUGAGCCGACAAGGGAGAUCAGGAAUCCCACCUCCAAAAAAAAUAAUAUACAUGUGUGUGUGCAUAUAUAUAUAUAUAUAUAUAUAUAUGCGUACACACACACUCACAAACACAUUCAGACACACACACAUUCAGACACACACACAUUCAGACACACACACAUUCACAGACACACACACAUUCACACUAAUACACUCACAGACACACACACUCACAGACACACACACAUUCACAGACACACACUCACACACAUAAACUCACAGACACACACACUCACACAGACACACACACAUUCACAGACACACUCACACACACACAUACACUCACACACAGACACACACACAUACAGUCAUUGACACACACUAACACACAUAACCUCACAGACACACACACAUUCACAGACACACACAGACACACAUACAUACACACACAUACACUCACAGACACACACACAUUCACAGACACACACUCACACACAGACACACACACACAUACAAAUUAUUAUAUUUUAAUUAAAAAAUGUCCACCCAGCCUCCCUACCUGGAGUGCUGGCGUGGACUUUUCCCUGGGGUCCAGUGGGACGGGUGCCUGUCUGCAUCUCAGCCGCGGCGAGGGAGCUGCGUGCUCUCUGCUCCCUCUCGCCGCGCGGGCUGUCUACAGUAGCUGGGAGCCGGAAUAUGACGUCAUAUUCCAGCUCCUGGCAUCAGCAAACGGCGCGCGGCGAGAGGAAGCAGAGAGCACACAGCUCCCUCGCCACGGCUGAGAUGGAGAGGGGGGGGAUCCAUCACCUCUUGCCCCCCCCCCAUGACAGGGGAAAGGGGGCGCUGAGGGCCUGAAGGAACAGCGUUCCUGCUCAAAAAAGUGCAGGAACGCUGUUCCUGCAGGACUCAAACCAUAGGCGUGCCAUGGGGAUUAGGGUGUGCCCAGGCACACCCGGCACACCCCGUACGCACGCCUAUGCACAUACAUGCUUACUACAGACAUGCUCACUGACACACAGAUACAUGCUUACUACAGACAUGCUCACUGACAAACACAUACAUGCUUACUACAGACAUACUCAGUGACACACACACAUACAUGCUUACUACAGACAUGCUCAGUGACACACACAUACAUGCUUACUACAAACAUGCUCACUGACACACAUACAUGCUUACUAUAGACAUUGUCAGUGACACACACAUACAUGCUUACUACAGACAUGCUCACUGCAGACAUGCUUACUGGCACACACAUACAUGCUCACAACAACAGGCACAUACACACACACACACACACACACACACACACACAGACACAAACAAGAUCACUCUCACUCACUAGCUGCAGUAUAUUCGAAGUCUACCUGGCAUUGCAGGCUGCUGCUGUGGUAGCCCUGGGAGGUGAGAACUUAAUUUCCUGCCCUGAAGUCAGCAGCUUAAGAUCAGGGGCGGAGCUUGGGAAUGGGGGUGGGGUUUGGAUGCCAGAAAGCUCAUUGCCUGCAGUGCUCCCUCCGGCCACCGCAUCCUCAAUGCGGCCGCACCGGCUUCAAGCCCCUCCCUCCAUAAUUCCUUCAAACUCUCACAGUCUGAGGGGAAAAUUACAGAUCUAGCUUAGUUAUAGGUAUUAGGGUUCUCUCCCCGGCCCCAAGUGCUGCGGCCAGUCCGCCCCUGGUCCUUUGAUAUGUACAAAAGAGACAUUAAUACCUAUCUACAGAUUAAUACUCAAGCCUCAUUUUUAUCAUAUUUAGAAUAGGACAAGCACAAUCUUCCAAUCAAGCCUAAACAAGAUUUGUGAACAAGAGGACCUCACAGAAUCUGUUCGGUAACCGAUCAGAAGGGAAUAAUUCCAUUCGAAUGCAGGGAAACAUUAGAUGAUACAAAGUAUAAUUAAGGGAACACGUACGAGGAGUCCCAUCUCCCAUGACAUUAACUUUGUACUCAAUUUUGAAAAUUUUCACUUUAGUUAAUAAUACUGAAUAUGUCUGCAUGGGUGUCCCCUCUUUCUACAUGGGUGUCCCCUCUUUCUAAACCAGACAGCUUGCCUUCAUAGGCAUCAUUCUAUAUAGAAUAAUGAACAAAGGACCACAAGGUUUUUCUCGUCCGGCUGUUCUCUAACUAUGUAGACUAGCUCUCCCUUCAGAAGUCCAGCAAUUAACAUCUGCUGUUGAACAUCCAUUAUCCUGUAACAUCCUUUGUUGUUUUAUUAUGUAUCAGAAACUGUAAUAAUAAACCUGAAGAAACCGUAAGUCAGGCUGUGUAUUAGUAUUUUUGGUUAAUAUAGACGUAUAUUAACAUGGCCAGCCUUUUACCCAAGAAGAAACAUACAUAAAAGACUUAUUUCAAUCAUCCUGGAAAAACACACAGAAGAAACGAUUUUAUUACACUUUCAGUCAGACAACUGAUCAUGUUACAUAGAAACAUAGAAACAUUGAAUGUGACGGCAGAUAAGAACCAUUCGGCCCAUCUAGUCUGCCCAAUUUUCUAAAUACUUUCAUUAGUGCCUGGUUUGAUAAGAUUAGUGAAGCUAAACUGACGAGGCAGCAACUGCCCAGAGCACAUGCCUGAGCACUGAGCUGCAUUGGGAAGUCUGUGAUUGGACAGACACAGGGAGUAUUGGUGAGGCUAGAAGAGGAGGGCUUGCAAAGGCAGCAGACAAGAGAUCAGUAGCUUUUCCAAGCUGUUUUUAGAUAUAACCCACAUGAAAAAUGCAUAAAUACACAGUUACAUAGUUACAUAGCUGAAAAGAGACUUGCGUCCAUCAAGUUCAGCCUUCCUCACAUUUGUUUUUUGCUGUUGAUCCAAAAGAAGGCAAAACAAAUCCAGUUUGAAGCAUUUCCAAUUUUGCAACAAACUAGGAAAAAAAUUCCUUCUUGACCACAGAAUGGCAGUCAGAUUAAUCCUUGGAUUAAGCAGCUAUUACCCUAUAUUGAAAACUUGAAUAUUCUGUUUUUGCGAGUAUGCAUCUAGUUACUGUUUGAACAUCUGUAUGGACGCUGAUGAAACCACUUCUUCAGGCAGAGAAUUCCACAUCCUUAUUGUUCUUACAGUAAAAAAACAUUUUAUUUGCCUUAGACAAAAUCUUCUUUCUUCCAGUCUAAACGCAUGACCUCGUGUCCUUUGAAAAGUCCAGUUUGUGAAUAGAUUUCCACACAAUGGUUUGUAUUGGCCCCAGAUAUAUUUGUAAAAUGUUAUCAUAUCCCCUCUGAUGCGACCCUUUUCUAAACUAAAGAGGUUUACAUUUGUUAACCUUAAUAAUAAUAAAAAUAAUAAUAAUAAUAAUAAUUAAAGGGACAUUGGAGGUUUCCAGGAGGCCCCAGGAAGCACUUUUACCUCAAGGGGUAAACUAAUUAACCCCAAGGUUGCCUCCAGCGGCGAUGUCCACUCCCCCUCUGGCAGGAUUUUCUUUCUGAAUUUUCACUUUCAGGAUGCGUGGAGUUUCAGGAAGCGUGCCACGGCAGGGGCAACGCUGAUUGGCUGAGAGCGGUAAGCUGAUGCACUCAGCCAACCCAUGACUCCCCAUCCACUAACAGAUUUGGUCUGAAAGGAAGUGUUCCAGAGACCACUAGUCGUAGCAAAGAAGCUGACCUGGAGUAGGUACUCACUCGGAGCACAGGAGCUCAGUCACAUAAUUCCAUGCAAAAAAUACAUCUGUCAUCAGCAGACAGGCAAAAGAUGGUAUGUGGUUCUGCCUCGCCGACACCACCCUUUCAAGGGGUUGUUUUAGUGUUAGUUCCCUCCAAGUGCUCCUUCUACCUUCCUCCAGUAAAAGUCCUCUGUCCAUCCACUCCUUUCCUCCCUCUCCUAUCAGGCUCAGAGUGCACGCCAGUGCAUUUGAUUGCACCAGAGAAAUUGAGUCUGUGAUUUUGGAUGGGGGUGAAAACCAGCAAGGGGAGCAUCGCCUGCUGAUAGAUUUAAGGUAAGUUUACUAUUUCAUUUGCAGGUUCAUAGGGGGAGCACUAGGGUGUUUUAAAGUACAAAAUUAAUUGUCGUUUUUUUAAAGGGUUAGAGUAACCCUUUAAGGAGACAUAUUUAUGUUGCAACAUUCAGCAAAAAGAUUUCCUUUUUUUUCUGCUUAAACUAAGAUUGGAACAUGCAAAAACCGCACUUUAUUAUAAAGGUCAAAACAAAUCAAAUGUAAGUUCUGUUGGAGCCCAUAGUGUCCCUUUAUCAGUAUACAAAAAUUUUAAAUGGAAAUGAAGAUUAUAAAUUUGAAAACUUGAAAAUGGAACACAAAUGUGUUUUGUGAUUUAACAUGUUUAACGCGUGUUAUAGUUCUGAUUUUCUUUUUACAUUUACAAUCAUUUCUUUUUAAAAAUUCAUAUAACAAAGUUACGGUUUUAUCGCUUUCUAUACUUUAUAAGAUGUUCUGUUUUGUUUUCUUUGCAGAAUGUCCAUUUCCCACCUGGGUCUAUUAUAACAAUAACUGUUACAGCUUUCUACAUACGGCGUCUGACAGUUUAUUGAAUAUUGAACAUGCGCAAGAACUUUGUAAAGGUAUUAUACAAAUAAAUGUUAUUACACAAUAUUGACACACAUACAGAUUACACACUAUAUUGGGGAAACAUUAAGAAUGACUGACCGUGAUCCAGUAACCCGGUAUGGUUUAUUAGGACACAAGUGUUUGUUUUCAAAACUGUGUCAUGUGAUGGAUUGAAAACUGCAUUUUGUGGAAACAUUAAAACCAAAUGGCAAAUGCUGGGUCAAAAUAAAUGAGAAAUCCCUCCAAUUCAGCCAUAGGCGUGCGCACGGGGGGCACACCCUAAUCCCCGCAUGGAUCGAGGCCGGCAGGGGAGAUCACAGGAUCUCCCUUGUUGGGUUCAUGCAGAGCCGGCACUCCCUGCUGUGUGCCUCCAUGGGCCAGUGGGGACAUCAAAGAUCUCCCUCACCGGCCCAGAGGCAGGAGAGGACCCGGGGAGCUCUAGCCAGCAGUUCCACCGGGUUCCUCUUGCAAACGCUCAAAUCUCAUGAGAGUGAACUCUAGCCCUACAGGCUAGAGUUCCCUCUCACCACUAAGACCACCAGGGAUGGCAGCAAGGAUCCCCACUCCCAGGCAAAAGGUAAGAAGGGAGGGGGGCUAUUUACUAUUCCGUCCUCCCCCCAACCCCACACACAAUAACUUCAAACAAAUUCACACACACAGCACACUACCAGCACCCUCACACACACACACACGGCACACUACUGUAACCGUGUGUGGUUCCCUUAUUUACCACUAUAAUGUCUUAAAGCAUAGAACUUAGUAGGGCUAACCAUACAGAUAUCUUAACCAUAAUUUUAUAUAGUGUAAGAGAUCCUCUAUUUAACAUAUAUAAAUAAUUGAGAAUACAAUAUAAAAUAAGGAUUGUCUUGGAAGCAAGAUUGUCUUUUUGGAUAUUUAUUAUAUAAAAAUAUAAAAUCCAUUAUAGCAGAGUUUAUAAGAUUAAAUUACAUGCUUGCAAAUAUCAUUAAUAGGUUAACAUACCCUUCUGAACAUGUCAUCAUGUCAGCCUCUCUGUCAUUUUAAGAUGGAGCAGCGUCUGUCUCCAAGUCUCUCCUCUGUGUCUUAACAUUUAAAAGUACACCUAUUUAUACCUUAGGUGUCUCCAUUUUAGGUUACUGUAGUUCAAAUAUGAAAAAGUAACACUUCUUUUACUUUAUUCAAUUUAGGACCUCCCUUAAUUUGGCAAACAUACAAGGCCAUAACUAAAGGGUGUAUACGUCAUGGAAAUUUUCCUGACUUAGUUCAAGAUGGCAUCUUAAAGUCUGAAUAGGUUAUCUGUUGUUUAUACUAAGUCGUAAGUGUACAGUCGCGGGAGAUUCCCGGAUUUGGGGAAGUUCCAUUAACUUGGGGUUACCACAGUAUAUUGUGUACUGCAAGUGUCGUAGAAUAGCCUUGAAGCUUGUUUAUGCAUUAUUGUUAUUGUAAUUCGUCUGGGACAAAAUGGCGCAAACAUAUUAUGCACUGAGGUUAUUGCUUAAAGAAACAGUUAUGAAAAACAAUAUGUUCCAUUUCUAACACCUUGUCAGUUUGCAAUAUCUCUUAAAGACAAAGUACACAGUUUAAGAAAUACAACAUUUCAUUCUAAAACUUGUAAUAUUUGCAUUUGCCCGUAACACUACCAGCACUAUCACACACACACAACACCCUCACAGCACACUAUCAGCACUAUCACACACACACACACCACCCUCACAGCACUCUACCAGCACUAUCACACACAUAUGUAUGGAUAUGUGUGUGUGUGUGUGUGUAUAUAUAUAUAUAUAUAUAUACAUAUACAUACACACACACGUGGCAUGUGUGUUUGUGCUUUAGGGUGCACACCCUAAUGCAAUAGGCUGCUAUAUUUCUAUCUCAUCUAUUCUGGCCCAAAUUGUACAUUACAGUAUACAACUAACUAAAUUGUUUACUAAAUAAUUCUUAUAUAUAUUUGAGCAUUAUACCUAUUUAUGGUAUAGUUUUAUAUAGUGUUUUGCUAGAAAUGUUGUAAAUGAACUGACCAAGUGAUAUCUGAGAAACAUUGGUUGGUAAUUUUUUUAAGACUAUAUUUUACAAACUGAAUUGUGAACUCAAGUUUAUCACAUUAUUUUCCAUACAUUGUCAUGUGCAAUACCGUUUGUAAAAUCUUAAAGUGACAUUGUCAUGCCGAACUUACCUUUCUUUAAUCGAUUCCUCUUCUCUCCCUCUGUCAGGAUCUGUUCUUCAUUUCUUCCUAUCUGCUCUAGUUUUUUUAAAAACAUAAGACAAAGUAGGGACUACUUUGUCUUCUAGAGGUUUCCCACGCUUGACCAGCUUUGACCAGCGGAGGAACAAAGUGUGCUCCGUUUCUUGUGGUCAAAGCAAUUUUCCCACAAUUCUUACCUUUCCUUCGUGAUCGCGCAAUACUUCAUAUCAUGUCCCUGCAUUCUCACUGCUCAAUUCUCUGCCAUUUAAGCUUUUGUUUAUGCCCUAGUGACACCGACCUGCAUGAGCAUGUGACUUACACAGCCUUCCUAAACACUUCCUGUAAAGUGAUAUCUAAUAUUUACACUUCCUUUAUUGUAAAUUCUGUUUGAUUUAGAAUUACUUACCUCCUGCUCUGUUAGCAGGGCCGGUGCGUCCAUAAGGCGGCACAGGCGGCCGCCUUAGAGCGCACUGGCUCAGGGGGCGCAAAAUUCCAGUGACCGGCAGGAGGGAAGUGCUCCCUCCUGCCAGGUCACCUUCUGGAUCCCCUGCCCGGCGUGCGACUGAAUUGGAUUCCGAGGUGGCGAGGGAGCUCUGAUCUCUCUGAUCUGCUCCCUCGCAGGCUGUUUACUGAUGAUGUCAUAUUCCGGCUCCCGCGGCAUCAGUAAACAGCCUGCGAGGGAGCAGAUCAGAGAGAUCAGGGCUCCCUCGCCACCUCGGCAUCCAAUUCAGCCGCACGCCUCCCAGCAGCCCCACUGGACCACCAAUGAGAGACCCACGCCAGCUCUCCAGGUAGAGAGGCUGGGUGGGAAAUUUAAAUUUAAUUUAGAUUAUUAAUUACUGUGAGUGUGUGUGUGCAUGUGAGUAUGUGUGUCUGUCAGUGUGUGUGAGUGAGUGUGUCUGUCAGUUUGUGUGUGUGUGUAUGUGUGUCUGUCAAUGUGUAUGUGUGUCUGUCAGUGUAUUGUUUCCUCGGAAUCUGUUUUUCUUUUCUGAUCUAGUUUUCUUUAAAACAUAAGACAAAGGGACUAUUUUGUCUUAUGUAUUUUUCCUAUGCCUGACAUUCUCUGACACAAGGAGGAGCUUAAGUCAGCCCCAUUUUCUGUGUCAAGGAAAGUUUUCCUACAAUACUCCCCGUCCUCCUUGACACAGGAAUUGAGCUUAUUUAUAAAAUACCACAUUCUGAGAGGUUGCGCAAUGGGCCACGGAAGCAUGGAGAAUGUGGAGGAUUUCUUCAAUAGAAGAAUUUUUCUGAGUUGGCUCUUUUGGCUUAUAGUGUGCAAUCCUCUUAUCGGUUAUCCAAAAUUUUUGUUUCUGUGACUACACCUUACAGUGAAUAUCUAAUAAAAAUACAAUGUAGUAAGGUGACUAGUAGGGCGUGCUUUAUGUUGUGAUUUCUUAAAAUCUGUUUUUCAGAUGUAGGUUCCAACAUUAUAAGUAUCAACACUCAAGAAGAAAAUAAUUUCAUAUUGCAUAUGUUUCAAACAGAAUGGAAAGGUCCUAAUGGAAUUCUGCUGGGUUUGUUCUACGAUAGUGAUGGUAAGUUUAUAGUCACUAUGUUUAGGACUGUUUUAGAACUAGACUCUCUCUGAAAUGGCAAACAAAAGUCGAAGUUUGUUUAAAUGGACACCCUAAGCAUCCAGACCACUUCAUCUCACAAAGUGGUUUGGGUGCCUUUUGCCCUCCGUUUUUAACCCUGCAGGGUUUAACUGCCUCUAGUGGCUGUCACUCAUACAGCCACUAGAGGCGAUUUUGAGGAAAUAGAGUAAUGUUCUGCUAUUUCUAUCAGACACUAUCCUCCCAAUGCUUUCCUACGGGAAAUCGACGAUUUCGAUGUCUCUCCCUGCAGCCUGCAGCCAGUGGAGUCAGCUGUCCUCUCCUGAGGAUGUCAGGAGGAGGGGGCAUGACUUCCAAUGCUCUUCUCUGGUCUGGUAGCAGUGUAAAUCACACCCUCUCCUCCUGACAUCCUCAGGAGAGGCCGGCUGACUUCACUAACUGCAAUCCCUCCCUGGCCCAAGGUAAGGGGAGAGGGGAAUACCCUUUUUUUUUUUUUUAAAGACCACCACCACUACCCCUGUUCCCCACCCUCAGCUCCUGUAUCCCCUCUUAGCCCCUGUCCCACUCUCAGCCCAUGCGCCCCUCACAACAGCCCUUGAUCCAGGUAGGAGAUUGAGAAUGUGUGAUCAAAGUUUUGAGUAAAGAGAGGAUUGAAAGAGGCUGAAAAACCACUUCUAAGCAACUAGAUACAAUCCCUUUGUGAUUAUUGUAAAAUUAUAUUUGCUGAUUCAGCAUCCCAUGGACCUCAUACAUCAUCACAGGUUCUAAAUAAAGUCUGCAUGAAAUCAUUAUGAUUCAUGGCUUGACUGUUUCUGUGCUUCAUUUUUCCUAUAAUGCUCAGCAAGCGUCCAGGAGUAAGAGUCUAUGUAUAUAUACUGAAAUAUAGUUAAAAAACAUUUUUUUUAAAUGAAAUGCCUUCAUACAAACUCACUAAUACUACUGGGUAAGCAUAGUGAACUGGUAGACUCAUCCUUCUCCUGCAUCUGAUAGUCAUAUUAAUCAGUGAAGUGUGAAAAGUUGAAAACUAUUGAUACUCUACAAAAAUUGUAUGCAUUUUUUAUAUAUAUAUUCCAUUUUUUUUUUGCGUCUGCAUUUAUUAAAUGUUCCAAGGCCUUUUGAUUACCCUAAGAUGGAAAAAUGACAGCAUGCCCUGUAGGGAUUCACUAAAAUAUUAAAAUAUUUUAUUGACAGACGACACUCUGAAAUGGCUUGAUACAUCUGAAUUUACUUAUACAAACUUCAAUGAGGAGCAAACUGACAUGGGUUUGAUCACAUGUGCCAAGAUGGACACAUCGACUGGUCAAUGGGAUCUUAUCAGCUGUGAAGACUUCAGUCAAGCUGGAACAUUAUGCAAAACAAAAGCAAGUAUGUAGCAAAGACACCAAAAAAAUGCAUUUCAAAAGCCAUACGUAAGUCAAAAUACAACUAUGCCUGGACCAAUUUCUUAGUUAGGCCUAAAAUGAAAAUCUGGAGUCUGGACUAUUGAUUGACUUUCAGAUAUGUGCAUGGCCAUUUCUUGCAACAUCUUUUGAAAACAGGCAUCAUGUCACAUGAUGUAAAAUAUACGCUUGUGUUCUCAUUGUACAAGCAGAGCUUCUUUGAUAGUACCCAUUCUUUUUUUUUUUUUGCACAGAUAAUGUGAUCUCUGGCAAACUUACCUGCCAGAAGUUGAUGGAAAGAUGGUAGCCCCAAUGAGUUUGUAUAUCUACCCCCAGAUAUAUCCUCAAGUAGAUGUCGUCUGAAGGAUCUUAGAGUUAAAAUUUUAAAUAAAAUUGCUGAGCCCACAGAAGUGGCAAGCAUACUUUAAAAGUAAAUUAUCCUGCACUUUUUUUUUCUCCAGAACACUGAAUACAUAAUUAGCCUUUCAUUUACAAACAUGUAGAAGACUUUAUUGGGAAAAGCUAUUUGUCAUGGCAGCAUCACUAAUGGGUAGCUCCACACCUAACCAGAUCAAGACAGGAUAAACCAAUAAAAAAAGAGAGAAAGAAUGAGGCUGGAGGCAUGAACGGUCCCUCCUCCUUCCAUACCUCAGUCAAGUUAAAAAGAAAGAAGGGUGGGUGACUGAUGCUGCCAUGAUAAAUAGCCAGGAAAAUAAAAUUACUAAGUAAGUAUGUAAUUAAAUUUUCCUUAUUCCUGGCUAAUCAUGGCAGCAUCACUAAUGGGUAAUAUCCAAGCUGAAAACCUUAAAAGGGAGGGAAGACAAAUUAAAUAGACACAGACUAAAAUUGCUGCAAACUAUAUCUAAUUUUUAUUAUGCAUGUUAACUGCAGAUAAGACUCCUCUCCCAAAGGAAGUAGACUUAGAGUAAAGGUCCAGUUUGUAGUGCUCAAUAAAGUUUGUUGGAGUGGACCAAGUAGCUGCCCUACAGAUGUCAUCCAGAGGAACCUCUGCCCAAUUAGCCCAAGAUGUAGCCAGGGAUCUGGUACAGUGAGCUCUGAUCUUGGCCUGAGGAGUCAGCUUGUUCUGAAGGUAGGAUGUUAUGAGAGAAGCUAUCUAUCUCCUUAAGGUAGAGGAAGAGGCCGGUUCACCCUUACGAAGGGCAGAAGGAAGGACAAAUAAUUUUUUAGUUUUUCUGAAGUCAGAAGUAACAGAUAGGUACUUAAUGAGAAGUUCUCUCAUAUCGAGUUCAUGGAGUCGCUCUUCCUCGGGAGAAGAUGGGGAAGAACAGAAGGAAAGGAGAACCACUUCCUGGAGAAGAUUAAAUCUAGAAGCGACUUUAUGAAGGAAGUCUUUACUAGGUCUUAGGGUCACUCAAUCAUGACAAAUAUGUGUGUUACUCAUCACUAGAGAAUGCCUAGAGUUCUGAAAUUCUCUUGGAUGUGGAGACUGCCACCAGGAACACUGUUUUAUGAGUGAGGUGUUGAAUGGGGAUAUCCUGCAGAGGUGCAUAUGGAUAUUCACCUUGAGAUGAGUGGGUGAGAUGCCCAUGAGGUAUUACAAAGGGCCGAUAGGGCUGAGGACUGCACCUUCAAGGUGCUGAGACUUCUGUCCAGGCCUGCCUGUAGAAAUUCCAGAACAUGGAGGUGAGUAGGGUGUAGAUCAAGCAUGUCAAACUCGCGGCCCGCAUGCAGCCCACAAGGACCAUCUUUGCGGCCCAGCGAGCCACAAGUACAUGCCUAAUGUUCCAAGCAGAGUAGGCACCUGCUCUCCCUACAUUGCAGGUGCCUACUAUGCUCAUUUACACAGCCGGGGGGUCUCUGGCGACAGCGAGGGAGCUCAGUGUUCCUGCUCCUCACUGCUCCCUCCCGCGCGCCUUCUGAAGUGAAGCCGGGUACCAGAAUAUGACAUCAUAUUCCGACACUCAGCAUUACUAAACCGCGCAAGGGAGCAGCGAGGAGCAGAUAGAAAGACCCCAAGGAGAUGCCCCACAUCAGCUCCAAAAGGUAAGAAGCAAUAAGGAAAAGAAUGUGUGUGUGUGUGUCUAUCAGUGAGUGAGUGUGAGUAUGUGUGUGUGUCUGUCAGUGAGUGUGUGUUUGUCUGUCAGCAAGUAUGUGUGUGUAUGUGUGUGUGUGUGUGUGUCUGUCGGUGAGUGUGUGUCUGUCAGUGUGUCUGUAUGUGUGUGUCUGUCUGUGAGUAUAUGUGUGAGUGUGUUUGUGUCUGUCAGUGAGUAUGAGUGUGCCUGUGUGUGUGUCUGUCAACAAGUAUGUGGGUGUCUGUCAGUGAGUAUGUGAGUAUGUGUGUGUGUCUGUAUGUGUGUGUGUGUGUGUCUUUCAGUGAGUGUGUGUCUGUCAGUGAGUAUGUGUGUGCCAGUGUGUCUGUAUGUGUGUUUCUGUCUGUCAGUGAAUAUGUGUGUGUCAGCGGGAGGAUCAGAUUUGGCACAGGGUCGUGCUGUGGUUUAGGAAAGGGAGGGAGGACUGGGAUUUAGUAGAGGGGGGUGCUGUGGUUUUUUUUUAUACUGUACUUUUUAAAAUAAACCUACGUUUCUAUGAAAAUGUAAAGUUUGGGGGUUUUUUUGCGGCCCACAUAAACUUAAACCUUGUUUAUGUGGCCCGUGCCAGACUUUGAGUUUGACAUGCUUGGUGUAGAUAAUCACAAGCCUUUGCCACUGCCCAUUUUUGAAAGGUUUCCCAAAUUCUGUAAUAGCAGGCUGAUGUUAACUGUUUCCUUGCCUUCAGGAGAGUAGUAAUCAUUGCUUCGGAUAGUCCCUGGUUAAGGAGGGAUCCCCUUUCAGUAGCCAGGCCCCCAGAUUCCAGCUGGAUGGGUUGGGGUGAGUCGCAGGACCCUGGAUGAGAAGGUGCGGGGAUAUUGGAAGUAACCAAGGAUGGGUCAGAGAGAUUCUCACGAGAAGGGAAUACCAAGGUCUCCUUGGCCAGAUCGGGAUAAUGGCUAUCACCUUCUUUCUUGAUUUUUCUCAGUACCCGAGGAAUCAGAGGCAGGAGAGGGAACACAUACCCCAGGUCAUAGUUCCAAGGAUGGGAAAGGGCAUCUCGACCCAAAGCUAGGUCAUUGGAGAGGGAAAAGUAGCUUGUCAUCUGAGAAUUCCUUCUGUUGUCCAUUAGGUCUAUCUGGCGUAUGCCCCACCUCUUCCUUCAGAGCCUGAAACACACUGGGGUUCAAGCUCCACUCACCUGGUAGUAUUUGAGUUCUGCUGAGAAAAUCUGCAAGAAUAUUUUCCUUCCCUGGGAGGUAGACCGAUUUCAUCCCCUUGAUAUGAACUUGCGCCCAGGACAUCAGUGGAGUAAUUUCUCGUAAGAGAAGUUUUCUUCUUGGGCCUCCUUGGUGAUUUAUGUAUCCAGCCACUGCUCUAUUGUCUGUCCGUAUGGAUAUCCAAGGGCUAUGAAGAGCCCCAUGGAGUCUCCGUAGUGCAAUGUAUAUGGUUCUCAAUUCCUGCAGGUUUGAGUGAAGGUACCUCUCUGAUGGAUUCCAAGUGCCUUGAAUCCAUGUAGAUUCCGUGUGAGCACCCCAACCUGUCAUGCUCGCAUCUGUGGUGACAAUUUGCCAAGGCGGAUCUUCUAAGGAAAACCUCUCUAUAGGUUGUCUCGCUGUAGCCACCAUACCAACUGAUCUUUUACUAUUUGUGGAAUUUGAAUCAUUUGAUUCCAGUUGCUGCAAUGGAUGUUUAACUGAUUCAGGAAAUUUAAUUGGAUUGUUCUUGAGAUCCAUUGAGCCCAACGGACUAAUCCUAUGGUUGAAGUUAGUGAUCCCAGAAUGCUCAUGUACUCCUUGGCUGUUAUGGAAGAUUGGGGGAGGGCUGAGAGAAUCUUGUUUUCCAGUCUGCUCAUCCUCUCUUAGUGAAAGACCCUUGCUACUUUGGUGUUGAUGUAGGCACCCAGGAAAGUUAUGUGUUGGGAUGGAUUCAGAGAACUCUUCUCCUUGUUGAUAAUCCAACCGUGUUCUGUUUGACAGUUCAGGUCUUGUAUAGUGUGAUGAGAGGAAUCCUGAAGAACAACUAUUAAUAUGUUGUCUAGAUAGUGAAAUAUGACUAGACCUUGUUGUCUUAGAUUUGCUAUAAGAACCACUAAGAUUUUUGAGCAGGUCCUUGGGGCAAGGCUUAAGACGAAAAGAAAGGCCUCUGAAUUGGAAAUGCUGUCCUAAUAUGUGAAAUCGGAGGAACUUGCAAUGGAGAGGGUAGAUGGGAACAUGGUAAUAUGCAUCCCUCAGGUCUAUGGACGUUAGCAAAUCUCCUCUGUUGAUGUUGGGAAUAAUAGUGGAUAUGGAUUCCAUCUUGAACGAUAGGCGUUUUAGAAAUACGUUGGUGUUUUUCAAAUCUAUAAUCAGUCUCCAUUUCCCGUUGUGUUUUCGGGCCAAGAACACUGUCCAAUAGAUGCCUUUGUAUUUUUCUGAAAGAGGUACCUCUUCUAUAACACCUUGGAGAAGUAGUUUAUUGACACCUGCAAUCAAGGAUUCCCCUUUUUCUCCCGAGGGUUUUCUUGACUUUAUGAAGGAGUUGAAUGGAGGAAAGGAGUCGAAUUUGAUUCUGUAGCCUUGAUCUAGGAUGGACAUGACCCAGACAGAUCGAAAAUGUUGAAGUCUUUCUCCUAAGUAUUCUGUAUGGGCCUGUAAACCUUCAUAAGUUUUUUGAAGGGACUCUAGAUCAUCUUCCACUGUUGGUUUUAGAGGAAGAGGAAGGAGGCAGGUAGGAUCUCCAAGAUGCAUAUCUGUUAUAUUCUUUCCCUGGUCGAUAUGAUCUAUUGUCUCAAAACCUCUUAUCUUUCCAUGAGGUCGAGUAUGGGUUUCUCUUCACUUGAGGUAGGAAAGCUUUCUUGCUGUCGGCAGCUUUUUGGGUGGCCUCAUCGAGGACUUUUCCAAAGAGGAGGUCACCCUGGAAGGGAAGAGCACAAAGGGAGACUUUUGAAGAGUAGUCAACUCCCCAAGAGUGUAGCCACAGGGCUCCUCUGGCUGAGAUAGAUAAUGCCAUGAUUUUGGCAAUCAGCAUGGAUAUAUCCAGGGAUGCUUCGGAACGGAAAUCUGCUGCCUACAAUCCAGAAGGUGUUCUCUUCUUACUCCUCUUUAGAUAUCUUCUUCCAGGUUGUCUAACCAAACUUUCAUAGCUCUGGACAGGGUGGUAAGAGCUAUGGCUGGGUGUCAGGCUGAGCCCAAAGAGAGAUAGGCUUUUAUUAGGUUGACAUCCAGGCUUUUCUCCAUUGGUUCCCGUAAAUAUGCCAUGGAGUCAAUGGGACACGUAGUACGUUUCGCAAUUUUUAUUACAGCAUCUAUUUUUAGGAUUGCAGUCCAAGUCUUGCAAUCCUUGGAGGCAAAGGGAUAUAUCCUCUGAUUCUUAUUUUUAAGGGUAACUUUCGUCUCUGGUCUGGCCCAUUCAUUAAGGAUCAUAUCCUUGAUAGAAGGAUGCACUGGAAAUGAGGGUUUGGAAGAUCUGAGGUCUUCAAAAUAUUUGUCAGAUUCUAGGUAUUCUGUCUUUUUUCCCUGUAAUUUUAGGGUAUUCCUUAUUAGCAUGAUAAGCUUCUCAACAGAUUUGGAGUCUAAGGAUUUAGGGCCUACUCCGUAUGCGCCUCCUCUUCAUCAGAAAUAUCCUCGAAGGAGUCCAACUCAGAUGAUGUAGAAGAGGUUUCAGCACUAUGAAGUUUUCGAGUGGAGGUAUGUUUUGUAGAAGCCUUGAAGCAUUCAGCUAUGGCUUUGGAUAUCCAGGUUUUAGGUUCUUCUUGAGGGGAACUUUUCCUGGGCUGGAUGUCUGCCACUUCUGACAUACAGGUGAGGCAUAAGUUUUUACCCUCUAGAGCAGUCUUGUUGCAGGCCAAGCAGCGAUUAGAUGUUUCCUGGGGGAUCUAUCCUGGCUCAUACUUGGGCUGCAAAAUGAGAAAGGCCAUGUAAGUGACUAUGGGGCCCGUAUGGCAGUCUUUUAAUCCCCUUAUAUACAUAAAAAUGUUGGCUCACCUAUGUUUCUUUGAACCUGAGCGAUGGGAGGCAGAGGGAGAAGACAUCUAUAAAAAUGAAUAAAGGUUAUGAAGUGAGAAGAUUUUUAUUCCUGGCACUUAUUUAUAACCUAUGAUUAUACCGAAGUUAGAAGGUAAUAAUAUAAUCUUACCUUAAGUUGAGUAAGAAAUUACCCAGGCAGUACUGAAGAUAAUUCUUUAGGAACAGAAGUGCUUAUCACUUUAAGAUUUGUUAGGAAACCUGUAACUUUAAGAAGGGAAAUUCGCGCAUGUGCAGAUCAUUCAGAAGAACGCCGAGCUGCAAUGUGCAGUUUACACAUUUUAAUGAAGUGAAAUGAAUUCUCUGUAUAAUGUCUUAAUGGAAGUUCCAGGGAAUCCUCCAGAAUUGUGAAAUACAUUGAAAAUAGUUUGGUUAAUAUAUAAAAAAUUAAAAAAAAAUAAACACUUGAGCGACUGAUGGCACCAUAACCACUACACCAUUUUUUAGUGGUUAUGGUGCACGGAAAAUCCCUUUAAACAUUUUGAAUGUAUGUGUAUAUAGGUCUUACUGUUACCAUUUAAAUGCAAACAAUGUUAACAAAACGUCUAGAGAACGUAAAGGUGGUUCCGGAAGAUAGCAUUAAUAUGAAUUGUAUAAUUGAAAUAAUUGUUAAAUGUUUUAUUAUUUUAGGUAAACAUGGAGCCCCUAAACAAGCUGGUAAGUUUUUACUGCUGAAAAAAAAAUCUAAAAAAAUUAAAGCGCAGUUUAGUAAAUAUAAAACUAAUAAGAGGAAUUGUCAUGAUAUUCAUUAACAUGUUUAUGAGUCUGGUUACUGGCCCUUAUUUUAAACAAGAAAUGGUUAGGGUUUUCUCUCGAAGGCCUGAAUAAAACCAACAGUGGCAUUGACUGUUUGGAAUAGACAUUCUAGUUUCUCUACAACACUUUUAAUGGAAACAUCCUGUCUCCAACCUUUCAUAAUGGACACCCUGUCUGUGAAUGUUAAAAUGUCUGUCACUUUAUUCAAAGCCACACACUAUAGUUUGUUCACUAAACAGGAAAUUGUAGUGACUUUAAACCAGAAUUUUAAAACGCAGGCAAAAAAUAGAAAGCCGUGACUUGGCUGUUUUUUAUAGUUUGCCUUAAUGUUUUAGAUUCACAGUCUAAUCAGCACGGUAUUUAUUCACUAAACUGCAGUGUGAUUGGCAGAUUACGGAUUUGCAUAAAUUUUACUCCAUUAUACGCACGUUGCCUAAAUUUUGCCAUUCAUGUUCAAUUUACAACAGAGUUAAUGGACUGACCACCUCCCCAGAGUGAAGGAAAAAUUGGUCUUUGCACGUCUAUCCUUUCCUGCUUUAUAUCAUAAGUGCAGCCUGCUCUUAGAGCAUAUAAAGCCUUUUCAGUAAUACUAACUCUGUACAGACAAAAAUUCAUAUACAGACUUCCAUGUCUGUGAAAGUAUUUCCACUGCCUUAGAGGAAGAGAAAAAAAAAAAAGUGCCCAUUUCCAUAUAAUCUGCCAUUUUCCCCCCUCUAUAGUUUACCCUCUGCCAGCCAUUUUUGGUCUUCAUAUUUCUUUUUCAGCAUCAAGUUCGCAGUUCUCACCCCCUCUCAUACCAAUUGUAGAGCUUUCCCAACGGUCUCUCACAAGUCUAUGUGUAGAGGCUGCUGUUGUAGUGGCAUAUAGGGAGGCGGUGUGUUUGCGGACUUGUGCAUAAGGACUUUUCUGGGACGCUCCCACCCUCCCCUAGUAGAAUUCCCCUUCCCCAGCUAACCUCCGAUCCAGUACCAGCACUUUCUUUAGCAUACUGCUAUACAAAAAAUAAAGUAGCACAAUCCUAAUCUUCAUAGAGAGCACAGAAAUGAUGAUCUAACCCCAUGGACAGUCAAAUCUUCAUUCAAUCUAAAAUCCUUUAAGAGAUCUAUGACAACAUACCUCAAUACAGAAUGCACCUGUCAUGGUUGACCAUUUGUUACACAGUGUGUAUAUUGUAUUAUAUUGUACCCUAUUGUAACAAUGCAGUUUGUGGCCCCAGGACCUCCUUGAAGACUAGAGAAAUCUCAUUGUAUCCCUCCUGGUAAAAUAUUUGAUAAAUAAAGCCUUUUCACUAGUCUGUAUACAUAAAUAAAAAUCCCUUCCAAAUUACUUUUCAACAAGGGAUCAAGAUUAUUUACGUUAUAGCAGGCAGUGAGUGUUUGGACCUCUAGUGGUUGCAGAUCACAGUGGACUGCUCUGGAUCAGCCAUGUCACUAAGAUUGAGUGCUCGAGUUACAAGUGCCAGGGACCAGUAAAGGACCUGCACCUAAAAGAGGUGCAGACCAUGUGAGCACAGUACGUACCCGUUAAUCUCCCCAUCAGCUACUUGAAGCUGUGAUUUUGGUGAAAUUUUUUUAUGCUGAAUCUCCAGAUUAAAUUCCCCCCCCCCCCAAAAAAAAAAAAAACAAAAAAAAAAAAAACACAAAGUUUAAAAUAAAAUCUAUAGUUACAGAAACCUUGCUUACUUUAUUAUAUUGGACUCUCUUGCAGAUCAAAGAGUCUUACCAAUUGCUUUGAUUAUGUCUAUAACUCUUCUUGUACCACUGCUAUCGGCUGCUCUCCUUGUGUUGUACAAAAGGAGGACAUUCUUUGGAUUUACAAGAAAUGUAGCAUCACUACUACAAGUUACUCCAUACAGCGACGAGAUUGGAUUAGUAGGAGGCAUUGAAGAGGAUUCUGCCUAAUAUCUACCUCUUCACAAAAAUAGCUUGUUGACUGCAUGUGUAUUUCUAAUCAGAUAAAAAUAAAUAAAGUGACUAAACAGUGGCUAAUAUCUGCAGUUAGAACUGAAGAGCCUUUACACCAUGCCAUUUGUGAAUAUGCAAUUUAUGAUAAAUUAUAUUUUAACAAUUCUAGCUAGCUUGGACUUAUGCUAUUCAUACAGAAAUUGAAGUUCUGGUUCUUGAUAUCUGCUGAUUUAACAGCCUUUAAGAUGCUUUACCAAGAAAAUGCACAUCCAACAAACCGAUUUUGAAUUUAGCAGUUAACCAAAGCCACAAAGUAUGUCUCUAGGGAUUUGGUUAUUGCAUUCUGAAAUUGCACAGCAAAGGUAAAUACAAUUUGUGACAGCCAAGAUCUGAAACCAGACCUGAAUGAGCCUGCUAUCUUAUUGGUUUCCAAGGUGACUGCCCCACAUUUGUCUAUUAAAAUGGAACAUUACACCAUUUUACGGAUGUCCUUUAAGGUUUUAGACUGCAAGUGCAUUUGAGCAUCGUCUUCAACUCUUUCCCCAUUUUGUCUGACAAUACUUACUCUUUUAUAACCACCAAAUUGAGGCAUGAUAAGGAUACAUAAACGCAUAUUAACACAUUAGCUUUAUUAUUCCAACAUAAAAUAACAAAUUAUAGAUCAGUGUUUUAAGUGAAUACACAAGGGGUUUAACAUUUUCAGGAAUUAGAGGUGAUUAAAAUUGCAUUAAAUAUCCAUGUCUUUCAAUUGAAAGUAUUAGAUUUUUUUUUUAUUUUUUUUUAAAUGUGCUAUGCAUGGUCUGUAAAAGACAAACAUGAGAAUAAAAAUCUCACAUUAGGAAGGAAAAAAAAUGCCUAAAACAUUGCCUCGUUCGUACAUGUUGAAUCAAAAUCUGGUAACAGAAUAGAAUAUCUGUACAGAAUCCCCUCAUUUCAAACAGCCAAAGAAAAUUGAGUCAAGAUUAGAAGAUGAGAACCUGCAACUUAAGGCAUACUUUUUUUUUUUUUUUUUUUAAAGGGGUGGGGGUGUGAGUAAUCCUCCAUCUGUCAAAACAUUGGUAACUUUAAAAAAGAGGGAUUGCAAUUUCAUAUUUAAGAUGAACAGAUAUAGAAACAAAACAGUGAGGUGCUGGGGAAUAUUUCAAGGAGGGUUUUGAAUUUAAAGGGAAAAAAAGGCAUACAUUAGAAAUGUUCCCACGUAUCCUAGAGUACCAGUUUGGCUUUUUUUUUUUUUUUAAUUGUUAAAAAGACUGCUUAAUAUUAUCAAGUGCAACAAGUUUAAAGAGGGCCACAUAGUGAGUUGCUGAGGCAAAAGCAAAAAAGGUUACAAAUAAAUCUCAAACACAUCUGUUGCUCUCUUGACUAAUUCUUUGAUUGUACAGUCAAAGUUGAAGUAACGCAGAGUUGGCCUGACCAGCAUUUCACACUCGUUCAUCUUCUGACUCAUCUUCGGAAGCUGUAAGAGAAAUUUGUCAGUCUGGAGAUAUAUGUAAGAGGUAGAAAUGUAAUACAUUAAAGAUUUCUACCAAAUCUUACUGAAUGAGCCUGAUAGGGAAAGUGUUUUUAAAAAUAUUCAACAAAAUUACAGACUUUCAUUAGCUUGGCUGCUCCCUCAUAUUUCGUCACCAAAUUGGGUUAUAAGGUGUGGUGUCAUUUUACCAUCACCACAAACUGACAUAAAUUGGUUUAAAAAUGGUGACAAGUUAAAGCACAAUAUACACCAUAUAAGGUACCCUGGAGUGUCUGCUUUACCAAAUGAGAGCACUUUGUGGGGUUAUUUUAACAAACAGUCACACUGCUGUAAUACCCUAAAAAAAAAAAAAAAAAAAAGUUCACCCACAACAGGACUUCACACAGAGCACAAGGCUACCAGGAGCUUGAAUUGCACCUGAAAUCAGCAGGUAUACUGCUAGCUGCAACAACAACUGGAACAGGACUGUCCCUGAUAAACCCGGCCAUUUGAGAAUUCACCCUGAGAAAAACCCCAAGAGCCUCACCUGCCAGGCCUCCCACUUAAGAAACUAGAGGCAGGCCCACCUUAGGGGACUUUCCAUUCCACCAGUCACACUCCAAGUGUAUACCAAAGUUAGAAAUUGCUUCAUUUACGGUUUGGUUCUUUUACACAUGUUCUUAUUUUAUUCCCUCGUAUCCAAUGCUACUCUUUUUCACUGCCUGUGAAACCACCAUUAUAACUACACAAAUGUUCUGUUCGCUUAAUAUGCACGCACAACGCGAUACCAGCAAGCCGAAGUUUACACAUUAUGCAACCGAUGUUAAACGUGUCCCCAUACAACAUAGCCACACUUGAGCACAUUCUCUCUUCUCCUUCUCCCUCUCUCUCCCCCCCCCCCUUCCCCCAAGCCAACUAAUGGCUGACCUCAAUAAGGAUACUCACAGUCUAUAGGCAAGGGGUAACCACCUAAACUGGAUUAUAACAAUCUGACUUUAUCCACACAGGGUAAAAUGGCUGGUUCCUACCAAUGUCUCUUCUAAUGUACCUUUUACUAUAAAAUGUGCACUGUUCAUAGACACCACAGUUGUUCUGAAUGUUGAUAUUUUAGCUGGCAACUGCUGUUGUGGCGAUGCCUGCAUCUAUGUUUUCUAUAUGCACGACAAAAAAGAAUUAAAAAUAUAUAAAAAAAUUAAAGCCCUGUUUGCACUCUGAAAAACUGUAUAUAAUAUGUGUUGGUGCAAUAAAUGACAGAUGCAAAUUGCAUUUGAACACAAACCACAAAAAAGUCUUGUGUCCUUAAGGGUAAGACAAGCUUUUGAAGGUGUGUCCUUAAGGGGUUAAAUUAGGUUUCAUAGCUAAAUAUUUGAUGUUAAAUAAAAGCCCCAUUUCUCCUGAAAAAAACAUAUAUAAUAAGUGAGGGUGCACUUAAUAUGAAAGGUGAAUUACGGUUGGACAGUCAAAUUCCAAGUUUUGUUUAUGUUUUAUUUUGAUCAAAACAUGUACAUUUGGCUCAAUCCUUAAGGGGUUAAUAGAUUUUAGGUCGUUACCUCAAACACAAGUUACUAGUAUUUUAUUGAAAUAACCAAUAAAGUGCAUUAACAGUUUUUCUAUAAGUACUUACUGUCAAGGUCUUCCAUGUGUGCCUGGAGUGUCCGUGCAAGGUUUAUAAACUAGAAGGAAAAAAAAAAAAAAA
Molecule: messenger RNA, 26536 nt
Organism: Pelobates cultripes (western spadefoot toad)
Lineage: Eukaryota; Metazoa; Chordata; Amphibia; Anura; Pelobatidae
Source: the annotation of a GenBank genome assembly